Molecule: messenger RNA, 1120 nt
Organism: Hyposmocoma kahamanoa
Lineage: Eukaryota; Metazoa; Arthropoda; Insecta; Lepidoptera; Cosmopterigidae
Gene: Prx5
Product: peroxiredoxin-5, mitochondrial
Exons: 3
Coding region: 51-620 (189 amino acids)
Biological process (GO): cellular response to oxidative stress; cell redox homeostasis; hydrogen peroxide catabolic process
Cellular component (GO): cytoplasm; mitochondrion; peroxisome
Molecular function (GO): thioredoxin peroxidase activity
Source: RefSeq, a predicted model, not a curated record
UCGAUAUCCGUCGGCGAAUUUAUAAAAAAUACAUACCUAAUUCCUACCAAAUGAUUCUCACGACCCCUACGAUUGUCCGAGGAAUUGCUGCAUUCGCCAAGCAGGCUGCCGCGCGAACGCUCUACACGACACAAAUAACCAUGGCGCCAAUAAAGGUUGGAGACCCAAUACCUUCUGUGGAUUUAUUUGAAGAUUCUCCGGCAAAUAAAGUCAAUGCGCAGGAAUUAUCAUCGAAUGGAAAAGUCGUAAUGUUCGGUGUGCCUGGUGCUUUUACACCGGGAUGUUCAAAGACACAUUUACCCGGGUACAUUGAGAAGGCUGAAAAGAUGAAGUCGGAGGGGAUCAAAGAGAUAGUUUGCGUGGCGGUGAACGAUCCCUAUGUGAUGGCUGCUUGGGGUAAGGAACAUAAUGCUAAAGGAAAGAUCCGUAUGCUGGCUGACCCAGCAGGCAAUUUUAUCAAGGCGUUAGACCUGGGAACGAACCUUGCGCCUCUCGGUGGUUUCCGCUCUAAGCGCUUCUCUAUGGUCAUAGAAAACAGCAAGGUGAUCGAGCUCAAUGUGGAACCCGAUGGGACUGGCCUCUCCUGUUCGCUUGCUGACAAGCUCAAAUACAAAAAAUAGAUUUAAAAUGAAAUGAAAAUCAAAUCAAUGAAAAGCAAUGUUUUGUUCAAUUUGUAAAGAUUUUUCCAUAGUUAAAUCACUUUUACUUAGAUAGUUGCUUUAAUUUGGCACCUGCACCUAUGGAAAUUAUACUAGUUGGAGGUGUCAAGUUCUAACAAUGUGUUUGUCUCAGUACCUUAGAGCUAAUUUGUCUAACUCAAUAAAUUAAAAUUGAGGCAGAUUUGGUCAACUGUAAAAUAUUUAGUUGAUAAGACUCCUUCAACGCCUAGUGAGAUCAACACCUAAUUACCUAGCUUUAAAAUAAAAUUAUACGGAUCCCCUAGACUGUCAGCACUCCUUGUGAUAUUUCAACUCAAUUAUGUAUAGAAUAUAUUAAACUUUUUGACAGUAAAAAUUGUUUAAAACUUUGUUUUGUAAUGAUCCUUUAAUCGUUUUACGUUGCUUGUAUGUACAUUGUAUUUUGUAAUGUCUGCUUUAAUAUAACGCAUUUUUAUGUAGUC